UUGAGAGACCAGGUGACAAUGUUCGAAUACCAUACCAAUAAGAUACUUUCUAACUUACCAUCUGCCAAUCUCACGGAUCACAAUUGUCACGAAGAAACCUCUUUAAUUGAAGAGUAAAUAGUUUGAAUUAGGUAAAUAUUUACUUUUGGUCACCAUGCAACCCAUCUCCUUAGCGAAGUACAUUCAGAAAUCUCCCUUUUUGUACAAGCUUUUGAAGCCUGUUUCUCAAGCUUAUAUUAACCUCUCUGGCUACCGUAAAUUUGGUCUUCGUUACGAUGAUUUGACUUUAGAAGAAAACGACGUUGUUGAGAAGGCCUUGAGCCGUUUGCCGGAGCACGAAUCUUUUGAUAGAGUAUACCGUAUCCGUCGUGCCAUGCAGUUGAACAUCGAAAACAAGAUCUUGCCCAAAUCUGAAUGGACAAAGAGUGAAGAAGACACCCUUUAUCUUCGUCCUAUUGUCAAGCGUGUUAUGGAGGAGAAGCAAGAACGUGAGGCUUUCGACUCUCUUAUUGUCGACAGAACUCCCAAGCAAGCAGCUCCCUCUCAUUAAAUUAGGACGAUUAAUAAGAAGUAGGAUCCUUAGCUCCAAUAACCCCAUAAAUACAACAUGAGCAGUAGUAUGCAGUCGGUACCAUUAAGUUUCUUGCUGCCUUCACUUGGAAUUUUUGACUGUUCAUGUACAUAUGCAAGUGGUUUUCCGAGAUUAAGUGAUGCAAUUCUGGCUAUCCGACUUCUUAUCCUUGGUGAUAUAGUAUUCAUUUCCUCCCUUCUCUAUGUACCAGUCUUUAACAUUCUCGUCUUUUGUCUCAGUAUGCAGUCAAUCUUUUGUAUUGCAUUACAAUCAAUAACUAUGAUAGUUUGUAGGUUACGCAAAAGCCAUCUCGGAACUGUUUCGAGAGCUUUCUCAUAUCUCCCCCUUCUUUUAUCCGUCAUCUGAUGACUGUUCUCUUUUUUAAAUAACAGCCUUUUUUCCCCCGA
Molecule: messenger RNA, 978 nt
Organism: Schizosaccharomyces octosporus yFS286
Lineage: Eukaryota; Fungi; Ascomycota; Schizosaccharomycetes; Schizosaccharomycetales; Schizosaccharomycetaceae
Product: ubiquinol-cytochrome-c reductase complex subunit 6
Exons: 1
Coding region: 155-550 (131 amino acids)
Biological process (GO): mitochondrial electron transport, ubiquinol to cytochrome c
Source: RefSeq, a predicted model, not a curated record